Abrus precatorius (Indian licorice) is the source of this 3872-nucleotide messenger RNA. RefSeq names its product pentatricopeptide repeat-containing protein At2g15690, mitochondrial-like. The record is from RefSeq and is a predicted model, not a curated record. Gene Ontology annotation, molecular function: protein binding; zinc ion binding; RNA binding. Lineage: Eukaryota; Viridiplantae; Streptophyta; Magnoliopsida; Fabales; Fabaceae. Gene Ontology annotation, biological process: RNA modification. The transcript has 2 exons. The coding region runs from base 1 to 1356 and encodes 451 amino acids.
AUGGAGCUCAAACUUCACACAUCAAUGGCUUCUUCUUCCUCUUCCUCCGUACCUUUCUGCACCUUCGCGAUUCCCGAUGCCAGCAGGCUUCAUCCACGCCGAAACGGCACACCCAACGGUCGUUCCAUUCACAAAACUCCUCCUUUGCGUAAGGUUAACCAUCUCAAUGAACCAAAAUUGAAGCUUGACCAUCCAAACCAAAACGCCCCUUUUGCCGGAAGUUCCUUGAAUGUGGAUUUGGUGGCCUUGUGCGAAGAGGGUAAACUCGAUCAAGUUUUGGAACUCAUGGGUGAAGGUGUUGUUGCCGAUAAUCGCGUUUAUCUUGUGCUAUUGAAUUUAUGUGAGGAUAAAAGAUCACUUGAAUCAGGGAAAAGGGUUCAUGAAUUCCUCAGAAGAUCACCCUUUAGAGGGGACAUUGAAUUAAGCAAUAGAUUGAUUGGAAUAUACAGUAAAUGUGGCAGUGUGAAAGAUGCACGCCGAGUGUUUGAUCAGAUGCCUGAGAGAAACAUUAGUUCAUGGCACUUGAUGAUUAAUGGAUACACAGUGAAUGGUUUAGGGGAUGAUGGCUUAUUGGUUUUUCAGCAGAUGAAGGAAGCAGGGAUAGCACCUGAUGGGGUAACUUUUGCAUUGGUUUUGGCUGCAUGUGCACGGGCAGAAGCUGUGGAAGAAGGGUUCUUGCACUUUGAGUCCAUGAAGGAGUGUGGAAUUGUUCCUAGCAUGGUGCAUUACUUGGAGGUUAUUAACAUUCUAGGGAAUGCUGGUCAGUUGAAUGAAGCUGAGGAGUUAAUUGAGAAUAUACCAAUUGAGCUUGGAGUUGAGGUUUGGGAGUCUCUUCGAAAUUUUGCACGAAUUCAUGGAGAUUUUGAUCUUGAAGAUCGGGCAGAGGAGUUUUUGUUGUGUCUUGAUCCUUUAAAAGCCACUGCUGAUAAACUUCCCACACCUCCAAGAAAGAAGCAGUCUGAUAUUAACAUGCUAGAGGAGAAGAAUAGGGUGACCGAGUACCGGAACACUAUCCCCUAUAAGGAAGAGGCUCAUGAAAAUAUGAAAGGUUUGAGUGGGCAGAUGCGAGAAGCAGGUUAUGUGCCAGAUACAAGAUAUGUUCUCCAUGACAUUGAUGAGGAAGAAAAGGAGAAGGCCUUGCAGUAUCAUAGUGAACGUUUAGCUAUUGCUUAUGGUCUUAUCAGUACUCCCCCAAGGACUACACUUAGAAUCAUCAAGAAUCUACGUAUCUGUGGGGACUGCCACAAUGCGAUCAAAAUUAUGUCAAAGAUUGUUGGAAGGGAGCUUAUUGUAAGGGACAACAAGCGAUUCCAUCAUUUCAAAGAUGGAAAAUGCUCCUGUGGAGAUUAUUGGUAGUUUUGGUUCGGUAAAAGUACUCAAAUGUAGAUACUCUUGAGAUGCUAUACUAUUAGAUUGUUUCUUAUUUGCUGCCAAAAUGUUAAGGUUCAAAUCCAUAGUCGGGUUGAUCAAAGAAAUUUUUGUUCCAUAUCUAAGUUGACCUGUGUAGUGUCUCUCUGUCGUGCAUGUUAUGCUAGUAAGGGUUAAGUGGCUGACAGUAUGGUAAAUGUCUCUCUAACAACAUUUGUUAUACUGCGUAAUGUUUUGCAGUGGCUUCUGAAAUAUUGCUAUGAGGCGUUCUUACGAAAGCGCUUUUAAUAACCUAGAAUUUUGAUAGCGUGUACAUCCUGUAGAUGGAAUAUGGAGAAUUUUGUAUAUCAUCCCUAUAUAUUUAAAUAGUAACACUCUCAAGAUACACCUUUCCUUCUUCCCACACAAACAUAAAAAUAUUGUGAUGUUGAAUCCUGAAGUACACAACCGAUUUUCUCUCCUAGGUAAUCCUGUAGUUAUCUUGUCAUUACAUAUUGAAUUGAGAACAACAAUUGCUCACGAAAAUUGGAAGGUAAUAGAAAUCUGACAGCUGCUUAGAAUAAACCAAAUGUAGUGAAGAGAUAUCAGAUAACAUUUCUAAAUUAUUCUCUCUACUUGCACAUUCAGAAAGUGCAAUUAAUCUUUUUAUUUACAAGUACAUAGUUUGUCCUAUCUAAACCACAAACAACCGUGUCCUCCUUUUUAUGAAAUGAAUGAGAUCCGAGUAAAGGGAUCAUUCCUUGGUAAGGUGUACAAAAAUACAUGCCUUAUGAUCUUAUCCUAUUUGAAAUGGAAUAACCUCCAUCUCACUGUACAACUUGAAAGAAUGCAAUGUGCAGCUAAAACAAUAUAUGAAUAACAGUACAAGUGAACCAGACCAAGAGGCCAGUCUGAAGCCUUUGAGGAGUUAGGAGGGCUAAAAUAUGAAGGGAAUCAUUUUAUAUCAUUACUGUGAGGAUGACCGGUUCUUUUGUUGGUUACUACUUCAACAGCAGCUUCAUCUCUAGAUGGAACUCUCAGCCAUGAUUUCAUAGUAUCAUAAACUGUAAACCCAAUAGCCACAGAUGGAACAACCUGAAUUACAAAACUCAACACUUAGUGUUACAGAAGGAUUUUAGAGUUUAGGUUGCUUUAAUUAGCUAUUACUUUUAUCACCUUUAUGUAAUUGAUGCUCAGCCCUGAAAACAGUUGCUUCCAGCCAUGCUUUUGGGCAAUCAAAACAAUGGAUUUCAGAGUCCCCUUCAAUUCAGGAUUAUCUGAUGGCAGGAAUUUUUGAACCUAGCCAAGAUGGUCGUCAACUUCGUACCUUUUUAUUUGAUUUGAUAUCUACCUAUCAUUAUCUGGAUGAUCAAAUGAAAUGAAUUACCUGCAUUUGCCUCCUAACAACUUCAAGAGGAUAUGUGAAGGUCUGACCCAAUAAACCUGCUACUGAUCCACACGUGAGUUUGGCCAUGAUGCUUUUAUUGUACUCCUCAGGAACAUGGCGCUUCAUUUCCUCAUAGAAGUAGAAUUUCAAACCCGCAUAUGGGAAUAUUCCGACGAGUGUUGGAGCUGUUGCCAUGAGUAAUACAAGAGUUGUACAUUAUCAACACAAUAGUGAAAGUAGUAUACUAAAUUACAAACAUCAGAUAUAAGCAGAUUAAAAUGCAUACCCACUCCCCGAUAGAGACCUCUAAUUCCACCCUCUUUGUAAGUCUUUGCAAGACAAUCAAGGAUCCCUCUGUAAAGUUGUUCAUUAUUAACCACCCCGGAAGCAUUGAAUUUGGUUGGACUAACAAUCUGCAGUAGUUCACGAAACAAUGAAACAGCUGGUGCAAAUGAAUUCCCUUUAGAAAGAACUUGUGAUAAGACACUUUACCUGAUAAGCUAACUUAGUCCUAAUCAAGUCAAGUGGAUAAGUAAAAAGAACAGCAGUCCCUCCAGAGAGUGAACCUGCCACAAGGUCAAGAGUAGGUCCUUUCCAAACAUUAGGAAAAGUUUGCAUAAUCCAUCUUCGGUAUUCCUCAUAGGCCAUAUAAUGAAUAGCUGCAUAAGGAAUAAUCCUGGCAACACUUGCUCCAUUUCCUCUAUAAAUAAAUCCAUUCGGAUGAUUAAGGUUAAUUCAGACAUUAUAUACUAUACAGAAGCAGCACCUAAGAUCAUGAGUUUGGGUGAAAUGAGAAUGUACCUGUAGAAACCCAAAAGGCCUUCAGUUUUGGCAAUUCUGAGAACUGAUCCAGAGAGCCCUGUGCUUUGAAACUCAGCUCCUCGGGUCUGCAAAAAAAAGGUAGCUUCGUUGGUUACAAAAAAAAAUAAAAAAAUUUGACAUUGAAAAAGAAAAUACUAAUUAAAUUAUUAGGAUACGUAUGUGUGUAGUGAGUGCAUUAGCAAGAUCAUAGCAAGAAAGAGGAAAAGGGGUGAAUAGUAUUACAAUUGAGGCCCAAUUGAGGGAAAAGGAAUGGGAGGGAAGGGAAGUGAAUGAAGUAAAGAAAGAAUGUUUGGGGAAAGUGAAAAGGACCUGAAAG